Cladocopium goreaui is the source of this 3480-nucleotide messenger RNA. NCBI's taxonomy places the organism in Eukaryota, Dinophyceae, Suessiales, Symbiodiniaceae. The record is from the annotation of a GenBank genome assembly.
AUGUCAAAACUUGUAGACACACUACAGGCGAAUACCGUGGAAUGGCUGUCACACAUGGAGAUGAUGUGGCUGCUGCGGACGUGUCGCCUCGCGAAGCGUUUGGUGACGACUUCUCCAACCUAUUUAGAUCGCAGCUUCUACUACCAGAGGAACAACAUGCCGCCGCUGCCAGCCCACUAUGAUUUUGACUCGGACACCUCCGGCAAGAGACAUAUCCCUAUGAGGACGCGCGAAGAUGAACUCACUCUAGCACGGGUCUCAGCAUUGCAUGUGCAACAGAGGAAAGCCAUGGCGGACAUUGUUCCCGGAGCUCCCAGGGGGACUCCUGCGACCAAAGAGUUGCUGCCAGUGCGUGACGGCGGUGACGCCGCAGAAGGCGCUGCGGCACUGGUGCGGCUCCCCACGGACGGGUCCUUUUCCAAGUUCUCUGUUGCCUCCCAAGAGUGGCCCGACGCAGACAUCCAAAGCCAAUUGUGCGCCUUCGCUACCGAUGAUGGAUUGGCUGAAGACAUCGAAGCUUUGAUCGAUGGCUUGCCAUCACCAGGGAACAUGGGAACUCCCACGAAACGAAUGGUCAACGCGCUGGAAACGCAGCUGCUGCCUGUGUGUGGAUUGGCUUCGCACGAAGAAGGCAUCCAGCUGUUGCGGGCCUGCCUUGCCACUGCCCGGGACGAUCCCACAUACGGAAGGACCGAGACCCAGAGCGAGUCCCCAGUCUGGGGGUGCAACGACGAUUGGGCAUUGCUGCGCCCAGAGUUAGAAAAGCGUACCGCACCUUUGUCGCCCAAGCUCCCGACGGAGGUGAUGGCCUUGCCAGCUGCUUUUUUCCGAGACCCUACUUUUGCAGUGCCAGAUCCAGAGCAAGACUGCGUCGUUGUCUUUGGUGGGGUGGCCAAUGUAGAGGGCGCAGGGGCUGGAGGGUGUCAUUUCAUGCCUUUGCUGACCCAGAGGCAAGCCCUCAGCUGGCACUCCAGCACCUCUGCUCACGAAAAGUGGCGUGACAUGGUCGUCGCAGUGGAAGGCAGGGGUGACGGGCUUUUGCUCGUGGACAGGGUUCGGGAAGCUGGAGACUGCUACUUUCACAGCUUGCUGCUUACCUUGCACGCCAAAGGCAUCCUUUUCAGGGCUGCGGCAAGCCACGAGAGCACGCCUUCACCGAGGCAGGCAAGGGUGUCGACUAGCCCACCUGCGUCGCAAGAGCCUGGUGCCAAUCGAAGGGGGCUGUGCUUUGAUGACGCGGAAGAUUUGGAAGCUGUCUCUUUCCCAGACAGAAAUUUGGAACCCUAUGACAUUGCUAAGGGCCUGGAUGCAGGGGCAUUAUUUCUGCACAGCUUGGUGCACAGAACCCCGACUGCUGCUUGGUUCACUUCUGCCGAUGUGAGGCAGGCGUUGAAGAACUUGCGCGCGCCCGUCUUCAGUAGGAACCUUGUCAGAAAGAUUGACAUGGGCGUGGCGCACCUGAUUGACCAUUGCUUGCUGGAGGCUCGUGAAGCCAACAUGAAGCAGGAUGAUUUCAAAGACUUUAAAUUGACAGCAAGAGCUGCCAAGUGCACAGCUGAAGCGCGCUGCGCGGGUACGGCCGGAAGGUUGCUCCGCAAGCGGUCUGCCCAGGAAGUCCGGCAUGAUCCGAGAGCCAUGGCAGAGCGAAAACGAUUGCAAUUUAAAAAGAGGGCCGGGGCUUCCAAACCGCUGCGAGUGAACUGCAGCAGAGCUUUCCGAAAGCCUCGUCAUCUCCGCUGCUCUCGGGACAGCGCGGAUAGCCAAGGGUUGGCGGUCGCAGGUGCUCCGGUGAAAGGUCUGGAGCAAAAGCUGCAGGAGACAAAGCGCUUGGGUGCGCUUUCUUCCCGGAUGAUGGCCGGACGCACACUGCAAAGAUUGCAAGGCUUACAAAACACGAGUUUGCUCAACACUUGUCGCAGCAUUGAGUCCCCCGCGUCAGGGGCCGUGCCCGUUGCAGGACUGACAGCUGAGCUGCAUGGAACUGCUGUGUUGGUUCUACACACGUUUGUGCGCCACGGGAAAGCUCAUGCGCAUGUGGCACCAAUUGUUCCAACAGCCAACAAGAAGCUACCGCAGGGUGUUGACUCGUUCUUGGACAGGCGACGGUCGUCCACUUGUCGAGAGGAGGAGUUAACAAAUUUAGGAGUGGCAUGGCAAGUUGUAGGCUUUGUGCGACACACCGUGUACUUGAAGCGCACGUCCUUCGCUGGAACAGACCUGCCCAUGACAUCGGAUCUACUCUCCCUUUGGGAAGGGCUGCGCAAUGUGGCUGCUGCCCCCGUGGACAUACCAUGUUCAGACGCGGUAACUGAUUGGGCCCCUGCAGGGGCAAAGGCCAACAUUGUCAUCAUCUUUUCUGCAUCCGCGGAGGAGCACCAGCGCAAACACAAGCAUCACAAGCUGGUCCCUGUAGGCCGCGUGAAGGAGCCUGUCUUUCUGUUGGAUCUUCCUUUCCCACGGAUCUUGGAUAUGUCCUUACGGCGAUGUGAAACAUGUCACCAGCAUUUCCAACCACAACCGGAGGAUGUACUCAGGGUCAUGCCAGACGUGGUGCUGCACAGGAAUCCAUCGCACUUCAAGCAGGUGCGCUACAUGACCCAUAGGUAUCUGUUGAACCUGCUGCUUGCAAUCUACGACCUGUUCAACCUCAGAGGAGUGAGGCGGAGGCUCACGUCCAUCAUGUUUGCCAGCGCAACCGUCCAUGUUCUGUCGGGGGUGAAACCUAUGAGCCCACAUAGUCUGGGGGCCAUGGUGCUUGCAGUGCCAACAGCUCAAGAGUUGAAAAUUAUCGCACUGAAGGCUUUCACCAUCUUCGUCCAGAAGCAAGUGGAUCAUAUGGUUGACCAGCAAUGCCUUUACAACUUCUCCGUUCUCCGCGGUGAUGGGCACUACGACGUUGCUGCUAGAGUCUAUGAGUAUGACGCGAAGCAGAAAGCCAGAAAGUAUCCUUUCACCUGCAUCCUGGCCUGGUGCGGCACGGAUGGAAGCUUGCUGAAGCCGUUUGUGGUGGCGCCAGGAGAAGCAUUUCAUGACCAAGUGAAGGACCUGGAGCCAUUCCUGCGCAAGGCCAAGUCUCUCCGGAUGACGCAUGGCUUGUCCAGCACGGAUUCACGGCCAACAGUGCAUGCCACAGAUACAUACAACAAGCACCGUCUCUUGUGGCCGCCCAUCUACGACAAGGUAUGGAUGGAGCAGCAGGUGGACGCUCAGGGCCACACGAAAAAAGGAGAUGUGUGCAAAGUGCAAAGGUCUGGUGUGGGGGAAUCUGAUGCCACAAUGGUUACAGGGGAGCCAAUGCAUGAACUCAUCAACCUCAGGAGAGUGCUGCCCAGCGUGGGACAUGACUUUGCCGACAUCUAUUUUGACCACGCAGAAGCUGGGCUUGGCAUUUUGUUGACUUUUCAGUGUUCCAUAUGUUUCGGUCAUGAGAUUGGAGCUGCAGACGCAGGCAAAAUGUGCUAUGGACUUUCUUUCUGUUAA